AUGAAAGCAAGGGACGUUGUUGGAGUGUUGAAUGAUUUGGAUAGGAGAGAGCAAGAGAGGAGCCUGAAGGAUGAAGAGCUACCAAAACCAAAGGAGUAUGUUCUGAAGGAAGAGAUGGUCAAGGAGAUGAUUGUCGAACAAUUAAAGGAAGAUAGAGAUAAGCUGGACGAAGAAGUGAAAGGAAUCACAACCCGAUCGGGGAAGAAGCUGAGAAGAAGUCGAGUAGAGCAGAGAGGAGAGAUUUUCAAGGACACGAUGUACGGGACGAAGGUGACGAUACCGUUUACUGAGUUGGUUAGGCUAACACCGGGGUAUGCUAGGUAUAUCAAGGACAUGAUCAAGGAAAACAGAGUCCCGAAAGAUGUGCAUGGUAUCGAGGAAGUCAAUGGAAUUCUGGAGAAAGGAGACGAGUUCAUCACCCCGAAGCUAGAGGAUCCUGGUAGUUUCUUCAUAUCGUGUAAGAUUGGAAAUAAGAUUAGUUGUGAUUGUUUAGCCGACUUAGGAGCUAGUAUUAACCUGAUGCCUUGGAGCGUCUACACUAAGUUAAGUAACGCAGCACUAGAUACCACCAUGAUGACUAUUAUGUUAGCAGACCAGACCUUUCAACGUCCUUUAGGAAAGACCCAUGUAGUGAUAGUAACCGUAGGAGAUCUACAUUUUCAGGCAGAAUUCGUAGUUAUGAACAUACCGGAAGAUAAGAAGGUACCAAUAAUUUUAGGAAGACCUUUCCUGAACACAGCCAAAGCAGUAAUAGAAGUAGCUGAAUGUAGGAUUACCAUAGGAAAUGGUCUAAAAGAUGAAAUGAAGAUUGUUUCGUGA
Erigeron canadensis is the source of this 819-nucleotide messenger RNA. RefSeq lists its product as uncharacterized. The record is from RefSeq and is a predicted model, not a curated record. The transcript is spliced from 4 exons. Lineage: Eukaryota; Viridiplantae; Streptophyta; Magnoliopsida; Asterales; Asteraceae. Gene Ontology annotation, biological process: proteolysis. Gene Ontology annotation, molecular function: aspartic-type endopeptidase activity. Bases 1 to 819 code for a protein of 272 amino acids.